Molecule: messenger RNA, 1387 nt
Organism: Cryptotermes secundus
Lineage: Eukaryota; Metazoa; Arthropoda; Insecta; Blattodea; Kalotermitidae
Exons: 3
Coding region: 523-1059 (178 amino acids)
Source: RefSeq, a predicted model, not a curated record
AUACAUUGAAAUACAGAAAACCACGGACACAAUUCCUACUGCAUUGUGCUGUUCAUACACUACGUAAAGUUAACCCGAGAACGCACAACUAUUGUUCAUUGACCAUUAACUACAGUUUAACAAAACCUAAGAAGAUUAAACAAACCAUGUUUCUUUACGACUCUAACUGCAGUUAAUUCCCUUCUGUUAGAAACCCCCACAAUCUAGUGGAAACUAAAUAAUAAUUUAAUAAAAUUUAAACACAGGAUUAUGCUCCUUCUUUUAGAUGACCAACCAAGGCGCGCGGAUCACACAUUACAAACUUAUGAGCGAUUGGUUCACAUACUUUCUGGCCAAGGUUUCUAAAUACACACCGACAACUGCCGAUUUGAUUCCGUACCGUCUCAGCCGUCUCAACUGUCUCAGCGGUUGCAGCCGGCGCAGUUAAUUGUGGGCAUCGUGGUGAUGCAUACGGACGGUAAUUGUAAGCAGUUGAUGGAACACUUUAAGUUUUAGUGUCGAAGUGGGAAGUUUGGAAUUAAAAUGGCGCGUGUAAUCGGAGAUACCAUGGAAUUGACAAUCCCGAGUGACAACGAAGAGAAUCUAAAUAGAUUGCAGCAACAGCCUUCCGGGCCUGUUCUUGUCGUUCUUGUGGAGGGUUCCCAAGACGUGCCCUCACGGCUAACUUACAACGGACCCGACACUGUCAAGCAGAUUGUUCUAGUUCCUGUUGGAAAUAGCGGUUUCAACGGCGGCAUACAACAGGCUAUCUAUGCGGCAGGCAGUUGCACUGCUCCGCCCAGCAACACAUCGGAGGCGAAUCUCCUGCAGCGUGAGGCUGAGACAAACCACAAUGUGCCGGGCGGGGGCCAGGAGGAAGUGCCACCGCACUGGCAAGGCAACUGUAAGAACUGCAAUGUCAAGGUAGCCAAAAGGCUGCUGAGUGUGAUCAUGAUCGCCCUUUUUACCUCAUUUGCCACUCUCGUGGUCAAACUGAUCAUAAAAGGGAGCAAUGUGCUGGAGAAGGGGAUAACCGAGGGUUCUGGCUCCACCAAUUUUUCUGGGGGACCUGAUAUCUGAUCCAAGCAGUACUGGCGAGGUCUGGAAGCAACAAGUGAGAGUCCAUUGCUACACUCAACUCCUGUUGUGAUAGUGUCCCACACAGAGACACAGGAGUGCCACAAUUGUGACACGUGUUCAGAGACAGUGCAGAUGAUCCAGACAAGUCACAUUGGCAAGGAGGGCGCACGAACUGCUGCUGAAAUAGUGGACGAAGGUCACUAUUUCCUUAUCGGAGGAGAUGGGAAUAUGCAUGAGGGUAGAGGCUGGGAUGCUAUGUCCUUCCACAAGAGACCAGAAGGUGUACUGGGAAUUUUAAUAAACACGAAUUAACAGACAGACAGAUAGA